CAUCAUCAUCAUCAUCAUCAUCAUCGUUUUUGCCUUGUUUAUAUAAUUAUCUUCUCUACACUUUGGAUAAAGAUUUACUCAAUCUCAACUUUUCCAGAUUACAACCCUAAAAAAAAUCGCGAUUUUUCUACAGUUCUACAGAAAUGGAGAAAGCAAUCAACAGGCAGAAAAUUCUUCUCGAUCAUCUUCGUCCUCCUUCCUCUUCCGAUCACAAUUAUGAGGCCUUUCUCUCUGCAUCUAAUUGCGCGGCUGGGGAUUCUUCUGCUUAUCACAGGACCACCGCUUUUGGUGAUGAUGUUGUCAUAGUAGCAGCACACCGCACUGCACUUUGCAAGGCAAAACGAGGCUCUUUCAAGGACACAUAUCCCGAUGAUCUUCUUGCACCAGUUUUGAAGGCACUGAUAGAGAAAACAAACGUGAACCCUGCCGAAGUUGGUGACAUUGUUGUGGGAACUGUUUUGGCUCCAGGUUCUCAGAGAGCCAGUGAGUGUAGGAUGGCAGCAUUUUAUGCUGGUUUCCCAGAAAUUGUUCCUGUAAGAACUGUGAAUAGGCAAUGUUCUUCAGGACUUCAGGCAGUUGCUGAUGUAGCUGCAGCCAUCAAGGCUGGAUUUUAUGAUAUUGGAAUUGGUGCUGGAUUGGAGUCGAUGACAACAAACCCUAUGGCAUGGGAAGGAUCAGUGAAUCCAAGAGUAAAAGAACUCGCUCAAGCUCAAGAUUGUCUUCUUCCUAUGGGUAUCACUUCAGAGAAUGUUGCCCAUCGCUUCGGUGUGACAAGGGAAGAACAGGACCAAGCAGCGGUGGAAUCUCACAGGAAGGCUGCUGCUGCCACUGCUGCUGGUAAAUUUAAAGAUGAAAUAAUACCUGUACACACAAAGAUUGUUGAUCCCAAAACUGGAGAUGAGAGGCCUGUUACUAUCACUGUGGAUGAUGGCAUCCGGCCGAACGCAAGUCUCGCAGAUCUGGCCAAGUUGAAGCCUGUUUUCAAGAAGAGUGGGACAACUACUGCUGGAAAUUCUAGUCAGGUGACGGAUGGUGCUGGAGCUGUUUUGCUGAUGAAGAGAAGUGUCGCCAUGAGUAAAGGGCUGCCUAUUCUGGGUGUGUUUAGGACUUUUGCUGCUGUUGGAGUUGACCCUGCUAUCAUGGGUAUUGGCCCAGCUGUCGCAAUUCCAGCUGCUGUCAAGGCUGCUGGCUUAGAACUUGAUGACAUUGAUCUUUUUGAAAUAAAUGAGGCAUUCGCCUCUCAGUUUCUGUACUGCCGUAAGAAGUUAGAUCUUGAUCCAGAAAAGAUCAAUGUAAAUGGAGGGGCUAUGGCCAUAGGGCAUCCUUUGGGAGCAACAGGUGCCCGUUGUGUUGCUACCUUGUUGCAUGAGAUGAAACGCCGUGGUAAAGACUGUCGUUUUGGAGUUAUAUCCAUGUGUAUAGGCACUGGCAUGGGAGCUGCAGCUGUUUUUGAGAGGGGGGAUGCGGCAGAUGACCUAUGCAACGCCCGUAAGGUUGAGUCCCAUGGUUUCCUCUCCAAAGAUGCUAAGUGAUACUUUGGAACACCAAGCAACUGGUGAAAAGGUCUCAAGAAGGAUAAAAAUCAUCGUUGAUCAUUCAAGAAGUGUACAACUACAUUUAUAUCCCUAAGACUGCUCUGUUACCAGCUGGUUUACCAUAGAAUAGAGGAUUUUAUAUAUCUGUGUCGUUUCGCUGUUCUGAUACUCUAUAUAUGGCCGUUAAUUUAGUAUUUGUCAUUUAUAUAUUAUUCAUAUAUUUUCGAAAUAAAAGUUGCAAUAAAUACGCUAUUUGUAUC
Messenger RNA from Beta vulgaris subsp. vulgaris (sugar beet), 1795 nucleotides. Its product is annotated as 3-ketoacyl-CoA thiolase 2, peroxisomal. Gene Ontology annotation, cellular component: peroxisome. The coding region runs from base 144 to 1532 and encodes 462 amino acids. The record is from RefSeq and is a predicted model, not a curated record. Lineage: Eukaryota; Viridiplantae; Streptophyta; Magnoliopsida; Caryophyllales; Amaranthaceae. Gene Ontology annotation, biological process: phenylacetate catabolic process; fatty acid beta-oxidation. Gene Ontology annotation, molecular function: acetyl-CoA C-acyltransferase activity. The transcript has 14 exons.